AUGACUUCCAUUCACGAAAAAUCCCCGCAAACAGUCGAGGCUGCAGAGAGCAAUGCCGAGCAGUUGAAGGAGAUCUCCGCACAACCUACUGGCCCGGCAUCGGAACGCCAGAAGUGGUAUCAGUGGUUUGCGCCAACUGAUACACCCGCCGAGCGACGUUUGAUUCUCAAACUGGAUGGUUUAAUUAUUGUGUUUGUGUUUUUGGCAUACUGGGCAAAGGUGUUGGAUUCGUCCGCCACAAGUACGGCAUAUGUCAGUGGGAUGAAGGAGGAUCUGAAGUUAUAUGGAAAUCAGUUGAACUAUCUGAAUACCGUCUAUAUGGUUGGAUUCAUCACCAUGCAAAUACCUUUGACACUUGUGCAGACCUACUCUGGGGGGGUAUUCACCCUUGCGCAGUACAAAGCCAGCAAUGUGACUCAGCUAUAUGCCCUGCGCUUUUUCGUCGGAGCACUCGGUGGCUUCUUCUUCCCUGCAGUACAAUGGUACUUAGGCAGUUGGUACAAGCGCUCAGAGCUUUCUCGCAGAGGUGCUAUCUUUUUCAUUGCUAGCCAAGUCGGUAGUAUGAGCUCUGGAUACAUCCAGGCAGGCGCUUACGCUCGUCUGGAUGGGCGGUAUGGAAUUGAAGGUUGGAGAUGGCUCUAUAUCAUCUGCUUUGCGUGCACCAUUCCAAUUGCCUUCAUGGGACUCUGUCUGCUACCUAGCACUCCCGACAAAUGUCGCUCUCGAUUCCUAACCCAAGAUGAGAUUCUCCUUGCCCAGGAACGCAUGGCAUCUGAGAAUCGCGAACCCCGUCAGCCUUUCACCGUGCCGAGAGUCCUUCAGAUUCUGAAGGGAUGGCGACUAUGGGUCCUCGUUGCAUUCGCCUUUUUCUUCUCCCAAGCCGACGGCGUUUUCUCCAACAGUGGUCUUUCCUUGUGGCUGAAGGCAGAAGGGUAUUCAGUUGGAAGCAUCAAUACCAUCGCCACGGUGUCGCCUGCUGUUACCAUUGUCUCUUCGAUUAUCUGCGCUGUGCUUUCUGACGUAUACAACGCGAAAGCUAGCCUCAUCGCCGUUACUGCGGUGCUCAACAUCUUUGCCUGUGUUGUUCUGGCAAUCUGGAACGUACCGGUCGGACUCAAGUUCUUCGCAUUUUUUCUUUCUGGAACAGCCGACGGCAUUGCGGCUAUCAUCUAUGCGUGGGCCAAUGAAAUUUGUGCUCACAGCGCAGAGGAGCGCGCGUUGGUGAUCAGUGCCAUGAACACCAUUGGUAACACCUUCGGAGCUUGGCUUCCUCUUUUCGUCUGGAAAACUGUCGAUGCACCUCGAUACCUCAUUGGGUACAAUUGGACCAUUGCGCUUGAUGUGUGCAUGCUGCUCAUGCUUGUUGUUUUGCAGCAUUUCUGGACUCGCGAGCAGAGAAUUUCGCGAUCCUAA
Molecule: messenger RNA, 1413 nt
Organism: Penicillium waksmanii
Lineage: Eukaryota; Fungi; Ascomycota; Eurotiomycetes; Eurotiales; Aspergillaceae
Exons: 5
Coding region: 1-1413 (470 amino acids)
Biological process (GO): transmembrane transport
Cellular component (GO): membrane
Molecular function (GO): transmembrane transporter activity
Source: RefSeq, a predicted model, not a curated record